Pogonomyrmex barbatus (red harvester ant) is the source of this 6355-nucleotide messenger RNA. RefSeq lists its product as uncharacterized. Gene Ontology annotation, biological process: double-strand break repair via homologous recombination; regulation of DNA-templated transcription. NCBI's taxonomy places the organism in Eukaryota, Metazoa, Arthropoda, Insecta, Hymenoptera, Formicidae. Gene Ontology annotation, cellular component: nucleus. The record is from RefSeq and is a predicted model, not a curated record.
UUUUUCUCGUCUUGUGCAAUAUGAAAGUUGCGUUCCGAUAUUCACUCGCAAGUACUAGAAAAUCUAUAAUGUACGUGACCUGAACUAUAUAUUUUCAGUACUGGCAGUGAAUAUCGGAACGCAGCUCAAAGGUUCGCGUGUUACAUGAGGGAAAUUCAAAACAAAGGCAGGUACUCGCCACGCGAUAAUCGGAGGAUCGCGUCUGUGUGUUGUCGAGCCGGGAAAGAUCGAAGGGGAUCCAGCUUGCGAAUUCAUCUUGUUUCGCCGGCUGUUCUCGCGUUCCGAGUGACGACAUUCGAGAGGACAGUUGCAGCUUCUUUCGGAGACGAUCGUGCAGAGAUCGAGAUGAUUCGAGAUUAUUAUAGUAAAUAAAGUGCGACUAUGAGUGACGCGAUGAGAGCCGAACGUGGUGCGAUCAUGGAACCAUCGACGAUCGACAGCGCCGAGGAGGAGUCUGACGAGUUGUUCUCAGAUGACGUAGCAAAAGAGAGAGAUUAGGCCGGAUGUCUCCCGGGAUACCUCGGUUUUAGUCGGUCCGAGACACCUUUGUCGCUGCUUGACAGUUUUAACACAAUGCCAACCGAUGCCGUAAUUCCGUCUACACCAUUGAGUCUGUUGCCUUUUAUAAAUAAAAAUGACCAGUGGUCUAGUGAUUUAGAGACACCGCAAGCUGAGCCUCAAGUGAAAUUGAGAAUCAAAUCAACAGGAAAAACAGAGGAAACACCAAAGCUCGAACAGCACACACCUGACGUUUUGGACAAAAUUAUUUCUGAUUCCCCUGUUAUUGCUAGAGCGACACGGAGACGCUCCAAGCGUCGUAUAUUUAGAUCUUCUAUAUCUAUAGACUCAUCGGCUGUGACUAACAAUGAGGAUAUUACUGUAGAAGUAGAAACACCUGCUAUUUCUAACAAUACUAAUUUUGCAUCGCGAGAUGAUAUUGCACAUGUUGCGAAAUCUGAUCCAUCCGUUGAGAAUGUUUUCAAAGAUCAUAAGCUGCAAGUUCCCAAUAAAGGCCAAGACACAUGUAAUAAUGAGAAUUCAGAAAAUUUUAACCCAGUACCUGACAGCUCAAAUACAUCAACCCAAGAAUUCUUUAAUGAUGUCUCCUUUAGUAAGAUAGACGAGUUAUGCUUCGAUGCUUUUGAUGAUCGAAGAGCGACAGAAACUUUUGUCACAAGUUGUAACUAUAAAUGGAAUAUCGAGGGUAUGGAUAAAGGAAUAAAUGUCGAGGAGAAUAAAAGUAUAGGUUUUUUUACCGGUCAUGGUGCUUCAAUCAAUGUUUCUAAGCAAGCAUUAUUUAAAGCAAAGAGAUUGUUCGCAGAAGCUUUUGAUACAGAUGAAAUACAAACGCGAAAUUAUGAACCAUUCGCUAAAAGGAAUAAACAAAUAAAUAGGCAUUUACCAUCCUCUUCAUUCGUCAAUAUUUCCAGCAACACUAGGGAAGAAGCUUUAUCCAAACCAAAGCCAUCUAGAGAGCAACCAAAAAAUUACGAUGUUACAGAUUGCAAAAAAUUAUUUACAAAUGAAACUUUUAGCGAAGAAGCCAGUAAAGUCCCUGUUUUCCUUUCAACUGCUAGCGGCAAUCCGAUUAAUAUCUCCAAAGAAGCAUUGUUAAAAGCGAAAACAUUAUUAGCGGAUGAAUCAGACAAUGUCGAUGAUGAUGUAUUUAAAAAAUUCUAUGAGAGAUCGGAUAACAAUUCUAUGACGAUAAAAAAUGUAGCUGUACCAUCUUUUCCUGCGACUAAUAUUAGACCUAUCGCUACUUCAGGAAAAUCCAAAACUUUAUUCGCAGAACAAUUAAAUGCUGCCAUUGAAUCCACUUCUAAUAAAACCGAUAAUGAACAAUGUGACAUAAAUAUUUCGAAUAUUAGACAAUCUAUCAAUUUUGAACCGUUACCUAAAUCAAAAACAUUGUUUGCAGAACGAAAUGAUUCAUUAGAAUCAACCCUUAGAAAAGAAAUGUACAACAGUGAUAAUGAAAUAAAGAGGCAGGAAGUAAAUGUUUCGAAGAUUGGAUUCCAAACUGCUUGCAAUAAACCCAUCAAUAUUUCAGAACAGGCUUUAUCUAAAGCAAAAGCAUUGUUUGCGAAAUUAGAUGAUACAUAUAAAGCACCAGUUACAAAAGAAAUCGAUAAUAAAAUGAUGGGUUCAGAAACAAAAAUAUCGAAUAUAAGAUUGCAAUCUAUUAGUAGCACUGAUAUUUCUGAACAAAUAUCGAAAGUAAAAGAAUCGUUUGAACAAUUGAAUACUUCACUAGAAUCAGUUGUGAACAGAGCUAAUGUCAACGAUAAAGAGGAAAAUCGACAAGAAGCAAAAAUUUCUCCACGUAUUAGAUUUCAAACUGCUGGUGGUAAAUCUAUCAAUAUCUCAGAACAGGCUUUAUCCAAAGCAAAAACAUUGUUUGCGAAAUUAGAUGAUAAAGCACCUGUUGUGAAAGAAGUCGAUAAUAAAAUAAAGAGUUCAGAAACAAAAGUGUCAAAUAUGAAAUUGCAAUGUAUUAGUAGCUCUGAGAUCUCCGAACAGAUAUCGAAAGUAAAAGAAUCGUUUGAACAAUUGGACACUUCGCUGGCAUCAGCCGCGAACAGAGCUAGCGUCGACGAUAAAGUGGAAAAUGGACGAGAAGCCAAAGUUCCAAGUAUUGGAUUUCAAACGGCUCGCGGAACGUCUAUCGGUGUAUCGAAACAAGCGUUAUCCAGAACGAAAGCGUUACUUGCAGAUCUAUUAGAUGGUCCUUUAGAAAUGGACAUUCCCGAGAGCACUGGCCGCGACGAAGGGAUACAAAAACGUGACUUGGUAAUUCCGUACGGUGGACUGCAAACUGCGAGCGGUCGACAGGUACCGGUUUCGAGCAAUGCCGCAUUAAUAGCACGAGAAUUACUCACCGACGACUGUCCGGAUGAGAGUAAUCCUGGCUUGGCGCGCGCAUCGCUGCAGAAGCGCGAGCUAAGCGAGACUAAUGCAGACGAGAGCACACCCCAGGGCAGGAACCGCUUGUCCGAAAUGAAAAAGGUUCGUCUCAGCGAUGAGUUUCACGCUAGGAGACUGUUCGCUGAUAAUCCGUGCGUCGACGAGGCUCGAGGUCCGGAUGAGAAAGAGCCGGUACCUUUCGUCGCAGACUCCGUCCUGGGAUCGCCCAAGAGCGACGCGGUAGAAUCGACCGAAUCGGAUGCGGUGGGCAGUCCGGUUAUAGGAAGACAGCCUGUCUCGAGGAAGCGGAAGAGUUCGGGACAUCAAAGGAGGGAAGCACGAGCGGACAAACGGAUUCUGGACAAAGAGGAUGUAACGUCGCGAGAGAAUAUCGUGCGAAAAGCCGUAUCUCGCGGAGAACUCGAGGACGAUAAGCCAGAUACGGGGACGCGAAAACUGGCACAAGUUCCGGAGGGAAGAAUAAAAGAUGAUAACGUGGAAUCAAGAGAGUACGGCGACACACAGGUGAUGAUGGAUUUUAUCGACGAGUCGACGAAGAUCCUGCAGGAUCGUCUGGCAGCCGCGCUGGACCAAGAAGCGAUAAUUACCGCAAAGAGGAGGCACGGAUCGAAGCGAUCGGUGGGUCACCUGUACCGUUACAAACAGAUCAAUUUCAACGCUCGUUUGUCGUUGAGGGAAAUCAGCGGCGGCACAUUGCCAUUACCGCGUUCCUAUCGAGAGCUCGUCGACCGGCGGAUACCGCCGGAUGUCCUGGAGAUUACCGCCGCGACCGCCGCGUCCUACAGGUUCCGUUGCUCCGACUUUUACGGGAACGACGUGGCCUACGGUAAUGUUGGCGGGAUCGAGAUGGAGGACGGCGCGCGUCUGAUUCUGGACGAGAACGGAGACACGGGAGUCUGGGAGUUCCUGCGCGCGUUUCUCGCCGCUCCCGGCGUAGAUCCGAAUCUCGUUCCCGCGCGCUGGGUCGAGAAUCAUUACCGGUGGAUCGUGUGGAAACUGGCGUCAAUGGACCGAAUGAAGUUCAGCGAGAUCGAAUUACCCAGGAUGCUAACACCUUCGCGGGUAAUGGCACAGUUAAAGUAUCGGUACGAUCGAGAAAUCGAUCGGUUUCAGCGACCGGCAAUUAGACGCAUCUUGGAGAAGGACGACGUGCCGUCUAGGAGGAUGAUUCUAUGCGUGUCGUCUGUAGUAGAAAACAAUAACGUAAGUAUGGAGGUAGGGAAGAGCCCGCGUGUAGGAGUGCCAAAGUGGAGGAUAGAAUUAACCGAUGGCUGGUACAGUAUAAAUGCCUGUAUCGAUAUAGGUAUGGUGAGGAGCAUAUCGACUGGUAAAGUAAAAGAGGGCACGAAACUGGCGAUGUCCGGCGCGGAAUUACUGAAUUGCGAUCAAGGUUUCCAUCCGCUCGAGGUGCCGGCUGACGUGUAUUUAAAACUGCACACGAAUUCAACCAGGCGUGCACGAUGGGACACGAAAUUAGGAUACACGCCGUGUUCGGGCCCGAUACCCAUCAAGUUACGCAACGUAUGUCCGAGCGGCGGUUUAAUCGGCAAAGUGACAGUCGUCGUCGCUAGAGUGUAUCCAAUGUUAUAUCACGAGAAAACCGCAUCCGGGGAUUCGAUUGUCAGAAACGCUAAAAGCGAGGAGAAAGCGCAAGGCAAAUACGAGCAGCAAUGUUGGUCCAAGAUAGAGGCGUUCUACGCUAACGCGGAGGACUUUCGAAGAAAAGGACUUUCUUGCGAAACCGACGAUAUGGCGAUUCAAUUAAGUGAAGAUUAUGAAAACUUAUCCGAGGAAUCCAUCUCUAAAAAACGACGCGAUGAACUACUGCAAGAGCUGCACGAGAAGGAGGAAAGGUUCAAGCAGAGGAUGCAGUCCAAAUUGCGGGAGAGCUUGCCGGGACCGAGGCAGGUCUCCCAGCUGCUCAAAGUUCGCGUGUGCGACGAAAAUGCAAACGCUAUUCUCUCGGUUUGGUCGCCCAGCGAGGAGGUUGUCGACGCGCUCAAAGAAGGCGCGUGCGUUUCGCUCUGCAACGUCGUGGCUUCCGGAAAGAGGGGCACCGAAUUGCAACUCACCGCAAAUCGGUCCGCAAUUUUUCAACCGGGAAAGAUGCGCGACGCGUCUUAUCCCGCUAGAGCGUGCACGCCGCUAUGCGAAAUAACCAAUUCCGAGUUUGCUCCACCUUACGGAGAAUUCGACACGGUCGGUCUUGUCUGUUCCGUCGGUCCCGCCCCUUACGGUAUGAAGGACUUCGAGGCUGUGCAUUUGGCAUCUAACGAUUCCUCGUACCUCUCGAUAUUGUUUUGGCAAGGGAUAGCUGGCUAUGGCUACGCAGAGAUUCUUACUGUCGGAUCUAUCGUUGCGUGCAGCAAUUUAGAAUGGCGAAGAGCAACUUCAUGGAAUGUCCCGGCAGCGUAUUGCACGGAAAGAAGUAUUUUUACGCGGAAUCCUCGCCGAAAUCAUUUAUAUGAAUCCUUUGAAAAUCUGCGAAACCUAAUCACGGAUCCAAUUAAGUACGUUGAAAGCUGCACUUUCGAGCUUAAUGUGGAAUUACAAAAGAAGUCUACGCCUACACGCUUUGUGGCGAGUAAAAGUACUCCGAUUAAAAUAUAUAAUUCGAUGUCAAACGCCGACAAAAAAUUAGUCGACUAUACGUCGCCUCUGGCGAUACCAAAAUUAGGAGUGGUCGACAGUUCGAAUUAUCCUGCAGCUAAUCUCUCGAUUCAGAAACGACUGGAGAAACUUCAACAUUAUGAGGAACCGCCUGAACUGUCCCCUAUUAUUUUGAAAAAAUCCAAGAGGAUUUCUUUAGAUUUUCGAUCGCCCGUUUGCAUUUCAGAUGUAAAUUUGACGAAGGAGACCUUAAGCAUUAAUCAUCAAUCCAGUGAUUCAAAUAUACCCAUUACAGAACUAUGAGAAAAGCAUUGAUAAUUAUUCGUUGUUUAUUUGUUCUAAUUCUAAUUUUUUAAAACUAAUGUUAAAAUUUGUUAAUAAUUAGAUAUACAUAUUAAUAAUAAACUAUUUUUAUAAUUACAAUAAUAAAUUAUUUUUAUUUAACUUGCAUUUUCUAUCCAAAUUCACUUUGAUCCUUUAUCAAAGUACAAUUUAUAAAAAUCCCGCAUGAGAUUAACAAUUUUAUUACGAACACAAAGACAAUUACCGUUGCUUAUAAAUUUUGAAUCGAUAUAAUCGUUAAUAUCUAAUUAAUAUCGACUUUGUUGCAAGAAAUUAUUAUUUGUAGUUUCCUGAAAAAUUAUCUAGAGAGAGAAUCGUUCGUAAAUUCCCGAUGUGGGGCCCAGGUGUUAGUCCCAGCUGUUACCCCUCCGCAGCUGGUCAUUUUCACUACGCCUAUAUUUUAGGUGAAGUAUUAUUGAACUUGGAAGUUUUAAAUAUAUUUCUAGAGUGAUUCAUGAAAAUUUCAACUAACAAU